This is a messenger RNA of Rhincodon typus (whale shark), 955 nucleotides long. It is a transcript of the gene elovl2, whose product is annotated as ELOVL fatty acid elongase 2. The record is from RefSeq and is a predicted model, not a curated record. NCBI's taxonomy places the organism in Eukaryota, Metazoa, Chordata, Chondrichthyes, Orectolobiformes, Rhincodontidae. Gene Ontology annotation, biological process: fatty acid elongation, polyunsaturated fatty acid; fatty acid elongation, saturated fatty acid; fatty acid elongation, monounsaturated fatty acid. Gene Ontology annotation, molecular function: fatty acid elongase activity. The transcript is spliced from 7 exons. Gene Ontology annotation, cellular component: endoplasmic reticulum membrane. Bases 208 to 864 code for a protein of 218 amino acids.
CCGAUCCUGUUUGUUACAAGUUCAGAGGCUCUGUUUGUUCUUAGUGUGAAAAAAGGACGAACAAACGAGCUGAGCAGGUUCUCAUUCUAUAUCGAGGAAAGUGCACGUCCAGCAACAUGAUGCCGGUAAGCCAGUGGAUCCCAGCCAGUUGAUUAAUGAAACAGUAUUAUUACGGCAACAAAACUGAAUUUUACUAUUAGUAUUAAAAUGUUUAAGAACCAAAUGCAAUCCUUAGACAAACAUGUGAAUAUGUUUAUGGACUACAUGUUCGGUCCUAGAGAUCCCAGGGUUAAAGGAUGGCUUAUGCUGGAUUCCUAUUUACCUACAUUCCUCCUUACAUUCUUCUACCUAAUCACUAUAUGGCUGGGAACAAAGUAUAUGAAAGAGAAACCGGUAUUCUCUCUUAGGAUUCACCUAAUAAUAUAUAAUCUUGGAGUAAUGCUUCUCUCUCUCUACAUCUUUAUUGAGCUGGUCCUGGCAAGCUGGGAAGGCAGGUACAACUUGCAGUGUCAGAAUCUCCACAGUGCCAAUGAUGCUGACAUCAGGGUGGCAAAAGUGCUUUGGUGGUACUACUUUUCUAAAGCUAUUGAAUUUAUGGACACAUUUUUUUUCAUCUUACGGAAGAAAAAUAGCCAGAUUACAUUUCUUCAUGUAUAUCACCAUGCAACAAUGUUCAACAUUUGGUGGUGCGUCCUUAACUGGAUACCUUGCGGCCAAAGUUUCUUUGGUCCAACAUUGAACAGUUUUAUCCAUGUAUUAAUGUACUUCUACUAUGGCCUGUCUACCAUUCCAUCAAUGCAGCCUUAUCUUUGGUGGAAGAAAUACCUUACACAAGCACAGCUGGUAAGAACCAACUUGCUCUAAACAGCACUUUCCACACCCAAGGCAUUUCUAGCCAAAGAAUUACUUUUGAAGCAUGGUUACUGUUGUAACAUGAAAAUACACUGCAGGCAUU